Messenger RNA from Sphaeramia orbicularis (orbiculate cardinalfish), 2410 nucleotides. RefSeq names its product gelsolin-like. Bases 61 to 2349 code for a protein of 762 amino acids. Gene Ontology annotation, cellular component: actin cytoskeleton; cytoplasm. Gene Ontology annotation, molecular function: actin filament binding; phosphatidylinositol-4,5-bisphosphate binding. The record is from RefSeq and is a predicted model, not a curated record. Gene Ontology annotation, biological process: barbed-end actin filament capping; central nervous system development; cell projection assembly. The transcript has 17 exons. Lineage: Eukaryota; Metazoa; Chordata; Actinopteri; Kurtiformes; Apogonidae.
AGUUUAUUAUUAUUAUUAUUAUUAUUAUUAUUAUAUGAACGGGUUUAAAACCACAGUUCCAUGGACGAUGGAAAAGGAACCAGAGUUCUAAUGAAUGUGUUCAGGGUUGGUUCUCUAGACUCACGGCAGCUGCUCAGGUGUGUUUCUGUGGCUCCGCCCCCUGUAGGUGACAUCAUCAUCAUCAACAUGGCCCAUCCAGCAUUUGAGGAUGCAGGUAAGGAGGCGGGGCUUCAGGUGUGGCGGGUGGAGGACAUGGAGCUGGUUCCUGUUUGUGAGAACCUGCACGGAGGGUUCUACGACGGCGACGCCUACCUGGUUCUGAAAACCACGCGGCGGGGGGGCGGGAACCCACAGUACGACCUGCACUACUGGACAGGUUCAGAGUGUUCUCAGGACGAGAGCGGAGCGGCAGCCAUCUUUGCGGUCCACAUGGACGACCACCUGGGGGGGGCGCCGGUCCAGUACCGGGAAGUCCAGGGCCACGAGUCCCAGACCUUCUGUGGAUACUUCAAGAAAGGACUGAAGUACAUGAAAGGGGGCGUGGCCUCGGGGUUCCGUCAUACGGUGACCAAUGACGUGGACGUGCAGAGGCUGCUGCACGUCAAAGGUCGACGCGUCGUCAGGGCGACGGAGGUCUCUGUCAGCUGGGACAGUUUCAACAAAGGGGACAGUUUCAUCCUGGACCUGGGACAGGAGAUCAUCCAGUGGUCCGGUUCCCAUAGCAACCGCUUUGAGAGGCUGAAGGCGACGCUAGUGUCCAAGAGUAUCCGUGACGACGAGCGGUGUGGGCGGUCCCAGCUGCAGGUCUGUGCCGAGGGGGAGGAGCCAAAGAAGAUGCUGGAGGUGCUCGGUGAGAAGCCGGAGCUGCCGGAGGCUCAGAACGACGACACGAAGAGGGACGUCUGCAACAGGAAACAGGCUGCGCUCUACAAGGUGUCCAACGCAGAUGGUGAAAUGGACAUUACCAAGGUAGGGGAGCAGAGUCCAUUUUCCCAGGAUGCCUUGCAGUCUGGCGACUGUUUCAUCCUGGACAACGGCGCCAACGGACGCAUCUACGUGUGGAAAGGGAAGGAAGCCAACGCCCAGGAGCGCCGAACUGUCCUGAAGACUGCAGAGGCCUUCAUCCACAAGAUGAACUACCCGGCGUACACUCCGGUCCAGGUCCUUCCUCAAGAGGCCGAGACUCCGCUCUUCAAACAGUUCUUUAAGGACUGGAGAGACUCGGAGGACACCGUUGGCAUGGGAACGGCUUACGUAUCCAAUAACAUCGCAAAGAUCGAGAAGGUGCCUUUUGAUGCGUCGACGCUCCACCAAUCAGAGGCCAUGGCUGCUCAGAGCGGCAUGGUGGACCGUGGAGACGGAGACAAACAGGUCUGGAGAAUUGAGGGAUCGGAGAAGGUUCCGGUAGACUCGUCCCUCGUCGGUCAGUUCUACGGCGGCGACAGUUACAUCAUUCUGUAUCGGUACCACCACGACAGCAGACAGGGUCACAUCAUCUACAUCUGGCAGGGGGCGGAGUCGAGCCAGGACGAGGUGGGAGCGUCGGCCCUGUUGGCCAUCCAGCUGGACGAGGAGCUGGGAGGAGCAGCCGUACAGGUGCGGGUGGUCCAGGGGAAGGAGCCACCCCACCUCAUGAGCCUGUUUGGGGAGGAGCCUCUGGUCAUCUACAAGGGUGGGACGUCCAGAGAGGGUGGACAGUCGGAGGCAGCAGAGACACGCCUGUUCCACAUUCGAGCCAAUCAGGCAGGAGGCACCAGGGCUGUGGAGGUGGCUCCGUCCUCCUCCAGCCUGAACUCCUCAGACGCCUUCAUCCUGGUCUCUGGAUCUGGAUCGUGGAUGUGGAAGGGGAGGAACAGCAGCUCAGCUGAGGCCAAGGGGGCGGACCACUUGGCCGCCAUCCUGCGGGUGACCGCUGCCCAACUGGACGAGGGCAACGAGGAAGAUGCAUUCUGGGAUGCUCUGGGGGGCCGGGGGGACUACUGCCAGAACCCCCGUCUGCAGAACCAGAUGGAGGCUCAUCCCCCUCAACUGUUCGCCUGCUCCAACAAGACGGGGAACUUCAAGAUGGAGGAGGUUCCGGGUGAGCUGACACAGGACGACCUGGCUCCGGACGACGUCAUGAUCCUCGAUGCCUGGGACCAGGUGUUUGUCUGGAUCGGAAACGAAGCGCAGGAGGAGGAGAAGACGGAGGCGACGUCAUCAGCCGUCCGCUACAUUGAGAGCGACCCAGUGGACCGAGACCCCCAGACCCCGGUGGUGACGGUGAAGCAGGGAUUCGAACCCCCGACCUUCACCGGCUGGUUCCUGGGCUGGAACCACGACUACUGGAGUGACGAGCCCGGGCAGUGACCCCAGAGUCCAAGAACCCUGUGGACAUGUGGUCCAAUCCAAUAAAGUCCCAUUUGGGAAA